CGCGGGGCCGCUCGCGACACCGGGACGUGCGGGGCUGGGCGGCCCGGCCGGCCUCGGGAACGCCGCGGCAUGAGGCGGAGAUUAAGGUGACAGUGUCUGGUGGAUCAGCAGCCCUCCCGUUGCCCCUCUCGGGGUGCUGAUUGUCGAGAGCAUGGAGGAGAACAAGCACGAGGUGAUGAACCAAGCUCAUGUCCUUUUCGACCGAUUUGUCCAGGCCACCACCUGUAAGGGAACCCUCAGGGCCUUCCAGGAACUCUGUGACCACCUGGAACUGAAGCCUAAGGACUACCGCUCCUUCUACCACAAGCUGAAGUCCAAGCUCAACUACUGGAAGGCCAAAGCCCUCUGGACCAAGUUGGACAAACGGGGCAGUCACAAAGACUACAGAAAGGGAAAAGCAUGUGCUAACACCAAGUGUCUCAUCAUUGGUGCUGGUCCCUGUGGUCUGCGCACAGCCAUCGACUUGUCCUUGUUGGGAGCCAAGGUGGUGGUUAUUGAGAAGCGAGAUGCUUUUUCCCGCAACAAUGUCUUACAUCUCUGGCCCUUCACCAUACAUGAUCUGCGAGGUCUGGGUGCCAAGAAAUUCUAUGGCAAGUUCUGUGCUGGAGCCAUUGACCAUAUCAGUAUCCGUCAGCUCCAGCUGAUACUGUUGAAAGUAGCCUUGAUCCUAGGUAUCGAAAUCCAUGUCAAUGUGGAAUUCCAAGGACUUGUACAGCCUCCUGAGGACCAAGAGAAUGAACGGAUAGGUUGGCGGGCACUGGUACACCCCAAAACUCAUCCUGUAUCAGAAUAUGAGUUUGAAGUGAUCAUCGGUGGGGAUGGCCGGAGGAACACGUUGGAAGGAUUUCGUCGGAAAGAAUUCCGUGGCAAACUGGCCAUUGCCAUUACAGCAAAUUUUAUUAACCGGAAUACAACUGCAGAAGCCAAAGUGGAGGAGAUCAGUGGUGUGGCUUUUAUAUUCAACCAGAAAUUUUUUCAAGAACUGAGAGAAGCCACAGGUAUUGAUUUGGAGAACAUCGUCUACUAUAAAGAUGAUACGCACUAUUUCGUUAUGACAGCCAAAAAGCAGAGUUUACUGGACAAAGGGGUGAUACUGCAUGACUAUACUGACACAGAGCUUCUGCUCUCCCGGGAAAAUGUGGACCAGGAGGCCCUGCUGAACUACGCCCGGGAGGCGGCGGACUUCUCCACGCAGCAUCAGCUGCCCUCUCUGGAUUUCGCCAUCAAUCACUAUGGGCAGCCCGAUGUGGCUAUGUUUGACUUCACGUGUAUGUAUGCCUCUGAGAACGCUGCCUUGGUACGGGAGCAUAACGGACACCAGUUAUUAGUGGCUCUGGUUGGGGACAGCCUCCUGGAGCCUUUCUGGCCAAUGGGAACAGGAAUAGCCCGGGGCUUUCUUGCUGCUAUGGACUCUGCCUGGAUGGUACGAAGUUGGUCUCUAGGAAGCAGCCCGUUGGAAGUCCUGGCAGAGAGGGAAAGCAUUUACAGGCUGCUCCCUCAGACCACCCCUGAGAAUGUGAGCAAAAACUUCAGCCAAUACAGCAUCGACCCUGUCACGAGGUACCCCAAUAUCAACAUCAACUUCCUCAGGCCAAGCCAGGUACGCCAUUUGUACGAUACUGGAGAAACAAAAGAUAUUCAUCUGGAAAUGGAAAACCUAGUGAAUUCCCGAACCACCCCGAAGUUGACUCGCAAUGAGUCUGUAGCUCGCUCAAGCAAACUUCUGGGUUGGUGCCAAAGGCAGACAGAUGGUUAUGCAGGCGUAAAUGUGACAGAUCUCACCAUGUCCUGGAAAAGUGGCCUGGCCCUAUGUGCGAUUAUCCACAGAUACCGCCCUGACCUAAUAGAUUUUGACUCUCUGGAUGAGCAGAAUGUGGAGAAGAAUAACCAGCUGGCCUUUGACAUUGCCGAGAAGGAGCUGGGCAUCCCUCCCAUCAUGACAGGCAAGGACAUGGCAUCCGUGGGGGCCCCAGACAAGCUGUCCAUGGUGAUGUACCUGACGCAGUUCUAUGAGAUGUUCAAGGACUCGCUCUCCUGCGCUGAUCACUUGGAUCUGAAUGCUGAGGAGAAAGCAGUUCUAAUAGCCAGCACCAAAUCCCCCAUCUCCUUCCUGAGCAAACUCGGACAGACCAUCUCUCGGAAGCGCUCACCCAAGGAUAAAAAGGAAAAGGACUUAGAAGGGACUGGAAAGAGGAGAAAGACAAGUCAGUCAGAGGAGGAGGAAGCUCCCCGAAGCUGCAGAGGAGAGAGACCAACACUAGUGAGCACUCUGACAGACAGGAGGAUGGACAUUGCUGUUGGCAACCAGAACAAAGUGAAGUAUAUGGCAACCCAACUCCUGGCCAAAUUCGAGGAGAAUGCACCGUCUGCACAGUCCAGUAGCGUCAGGAGACAGCCGGCACAGGAGCGUGGGGUCAGCCAGCCGAGCUGCUGCCUGUCUGAGCAGGGUCGCCCUGCUCCUACCCCCCAGUGGAAACAGGGAUCCAUAAAGAAAGAGUUUCCACAGAACCUGGGCGGCAGCGACACGUGCUAUUUCUGCCAGAAGCGGGUCUAUGUGAUGGAGAGGCUCAGUGCUGAGGGCAAGUUCUUCCACCGAAGCUGCUUCAAGUGCGAGUUCUGCGCCACCACCCUGCGCCUCUCAGCCUACGCCUAUGACACUGAAGAUGGCAAGUUCUACUGUAAACCACACUACUGUUACCGACUCUCUGGCUACGCACAAAGGAAGAGGCCAGCGGUGGCUCCUCCGUCUGGAAAGGAAGCCAAAGGACCCCUGCAGGAUGGCCCAACUGCAGACACAAAUGGACAGGCCAGCACCGUCGCCAGCUCAGCUGAGAGAACUCCAGGUCCCGGUGUGAAUGGCCUGGAGGAGCCUAGCAUCGCCAAGAGGCUGAGGGGCACCCCCGAGAGGAUCGAGCUAGAGAACUACCGCCGGUCUGUGAGACUGGCCGAGGAGCUGGAGGAGGUGCCUGAGGAGACCCAGGCAGAGCACAACCUAAGCAGCGUGCUGGACAAAGGCACCGAAGAGGACGUGGCCAGCAGCAGUUCCGAGUCGGAGAUGGAGGAGGAGGAAGAGGAUGAUGAGGAAGACCAGCUGCCCACCUCUGAUCUGGGUGGUGUUCCUUGGAAAGAGGCAGUGAGGAUCCACGCUCUUCUGAAAGGAAGGAGUGAGGAGGACCUGGAGGCCUCCAAGGGCUUUGGGCCUGAGGAGGAAGAGGAGGAGGGGGAAGAAGAGGAGGAGGAGGAGGAAGAGGACUAUGAAGAAGAGGAAGAAUAUGAUGAAGAGGAGGAAGAAUCCAGUGAAGUGCCUGGCCUUCCUUCCGUACGCCGCGCAGCAGUGCAGGCCUGGCUGGAGACGGUCUCCGGAGCCCCACUGGACGAGAAUGACCUGGAGGAGGACGCAGACUCCGAGCCAGCAGAGACAGAAGGGGAGGCUGUGGAGGAUGGGGACCCCGGAGACACUGGUGCUGAGCUAGAUGACGAUCAGCACUGGUCUGAUGACAUCCCAUCUGACGCUGAAGCAGGGCUUCGGGUGCUACCCCCGACAGAGGCAGAAGGGGAGCUGGAGCUGAGAGUAUCAGAGAACGAGGAGGAUGAGGAGCUUCCUGCCUUACCAAAGCAACAAGAGAGAGGUCCUUCCCAGGUCUCCAGCCCCAUCCACGCUCCUCAGGAACAGGCUGCUCUGCUCACCCCAGCCCACAGCCCCGUGGUCGAGGGAACCCAGAUCUCUUCGGUCUCUGCUGCCACCAAGGUGAGACUCCCCGAGGAGCACCUUUUCCCUCCAUCUCUACUCUCCAGAGAGAAGCCCAAAGCCGGAGCCUCUGCAGAUCCGAAGGCAGCACGCUCUCCCAUCCGAUCACAGCCCAUGGCUCUGCCAGAAGCCAGGUCACCAGCCGACUCCCAGCCUUCAGCGGCUCUGGCGGCACCACUGGCUCCCUGUGCACCCCCUUUCCCCAUCUGCUCUCAGCCCCAGCUUUCCUCAGAGACCACCGUGCCCUCCCCCACCCAGUCCCCCAUACGCUUCCAGCCUGUUCCUACCAAAACAUCCACCCCCCGAGCCCCUCUCCCUGUAAAGAGCCAAGGUGACCCCAAGGACAGACUGGGCAGCCCUCUUGCGGCGGAUGAGCCCGUACGAAGGAGUGAUCUGGUGGAGGAGUUCUGGAUGAAGAGUGCAGAGAUCCGCCGCAGCCUUGGGCUUACACCCGUGGAUCGGAACAAAGGGCCCGAGCCCAGCUUCCCCUCACCAGCCCUGAAGCCAGUGUCCCUAAAGUCCUACUCUGUGGAAAAGUCUCCUCAGGACGAGGGGCUCCAUCUUCUGAAACCCCCACCUGUACCUAAAAGGCUGGGCCUUCCAAAGUUAGCAAGUGAUCAGCCAUCCCUGCUGACUCCCAAGUCCCCUGACCGGGAGCUGAGGAGCUCCCAGGAGGAGCGCAAAGACCUGUCCAGCAGCUCCGGCCUGGGCCUCCAUGGCAGCUCUUCCAACAUGAAAACCUUGGGCAGCCAGAGCUUCAACACCUCAGAUUCCACCAUGCUCACCCCGCCUUCCAGCCCACCUCCGCCCCCACCUCCCGAUGAGGAGCCUGCAACUUUGCGAAGGAAGCCCUACCAGACCCUGGAGUGUAGAGAGGUCCAGCCCAAGGCCUCGGUCAUCCCACCUCCCCCACCCGCCCCAUUUAUGCGGCCCCCACGGGAGCCGGCCCAGCCUCCCAGGGAGGAGGUGCGCAAGUCAUUUGUGGAGAGUGUGGAUGAGAUCCCCUUUGCUGACGACGUGGAGGACACUUAUGACGACAAGACAGAGGACUCAAGUGGGCAGGAGAAGUUCUUCACACCCCCCUCUUGCUGGCCCCUGGCCAAAGAGAACGGGCAGCUGCCUCCUGUGGAGAGCCGGGGCCAGGCCCAGAAGAGGGGGCUGCCCCAGGUCUCUGCCGAAGCCAAGGAGCUGGCUGAGGAGCGCAUGCGAGCCCGGGAGAAGUCCGUGAAGAGCCAGGUGCUGAGAGAUGCCAUGGUCAAGCAGCUGAGCAGGAUGCAGGGGAUGGAGAUGGCGGGUAUGGCCUCCAGAUCCCGGAUGGCACCCUUGGCAUCCUCCAAGGGCAAGGAACCCAGGUCUGAGUCCCCCACUCACCUGGGCCUCAGAGCGUCUGAGCAGUCGACCCUGAAGCACGAAGCUACCAGUGAGGAGGUUCUCUCCCCUCCGUCAGACUCAGGGGGUCCAGAUGGCUCUGUCACCUCAUCUGAGGGUUCCAGCGGGAAGAGCAAGAAGAGGUCAUCCCUCUUCUCCCCGCGCAGAAAUAAGAAAGAGAAGAAGUCCAAAGGGGAGGGACGGCCCCCAGAGAAACCCAGCCCCAGUUUCCUGGAAGAAGCAGCCACAAAGCCCAAGUCCCUGUGGAAGUCGGUCUUCUCUGGGUACAAGAAGGACAAGAAGAAGAGGGGCGAUGAGAAGUCCUGCUCCAGCACCCCGUCCAGCGGUGCCACCGCAGACUCGGGCAGACAUGGGCUGUCUCCUGUUGUGAGAGCAGAGCUGCAGCUCCGGCGCCAGCUGAGUUUCUCUGAAGACUCGGACCUGUCCAGUGAUGAUAUCCUCGAGAGGGCCUCCCAGAAAUCCAAGCGAGAGUUGAUUUAUAUACCACACGCCUUGGCAUUCAGGAGAUCCUACUCAUCAAAGCCAAGAACCUACACAGAGGAGGAACUGAAUGCCAAGCUGACCCGGCGUGUGCAGAAAGCAGCUCGGAGGCAGGCCAAGCAGGAGGAGCUGAAGCGGCUCCAUCGGGCCCAGAUCAUCCAACGGCAGCUGGAGCAGGUGGAGGAGAAGCAGAGGCAGCUGGAGGAGAGGGGGGUAGCGGUGGAGAAGGCGCUGCGAGGUGAAGCAGACUAUUGGGGAGAGUCUUAUUACAGUGGCCUCAUCGACUUGCACCUGGGUGGCAUGGGUAAGAAGGAUGACCCCAAGCUGAUGCAGGAGUGGUUCAAGCUGGUGCAGGAGAAGAACGCCAUGGUGCGCUAUGAGUCGGAGCUGAUGGUCUUUGCCCGGGAGCUGGAGCUGGAAGACCGGCAGAGCCGACUGCAGCAGGAGCUGAGGGAGCGCAUGGCGGUGGAAGAUCAUCUGAAGACUGAGGAAGAGCUGUCGGAGGAGAAGAAGAUCCUGAAUGAGAUGCUGGAGGUGGUGGAGCAGAGAGACUCCCUCGUGGCCCUGUUGGAGGAGCAGCGGCUCCAGGAGAAGGAGGAGGACAAGGAUCUGGAGGCCGCCAUGCUUUGCAAGGGCUUCAGCUUGGACUGGUCCUGA
Molecule: messenger RNA, 6274 nt
Organism: Dipodomys spectabilis (banner-tailed kangaroo rat)
Lineage: Eukaryota; Metazoa; Chordata; Mammalia; Rodentia; Heteromyidae
Gene: Mical3
Product: microtubule associated monooxygenase, calponin and LIM domain containing 3
Exons: 35
Coding region: 152-6274 (2040 amino acids)
Molecular function (GO): protein binding; FAD binding
Source: RefSeq, a predicted model, not a curated record